AUGGUGCAAGAUGAUUCAAAUUUAGAUCCUGUCAUGUUGAUGAUAACUACCUCUGAAGGGGCUCCAGCUUCUGAUGUGUGGUACUUAGGCUCUGGUUGUUCUAACCACAAGACUGGAUACAAGGGGUGGUUGACUGACUUUAACUCAAACAAGAAGACAAGUGUGAAGUUGACAGAUAGCAAAAGCUUAAUGGUAGAAGGCAUGUACAAGAUUGUCAUACAGAGAAAAGAAGGCAAAACAGUAUUGAUAGAAGAUAUGUUAUUUGUCCCUGGUAUGCAAUGUAAUAUGUUGAGCAUUAGUCAGCUAGUAGUGAAAGGAUUCUCAGUAAUCAUGGAAGGAGGCUCACUGAAGCUAUAUGACAAGAAGAAAAGAAUAGUUCUGAAAUCAACUCUGACCAGAAACAUAAUUUGGAAGGCUAGUUCUGAAAUCACCAACUGA
This is a messenger RNA of Lathyrus oleraceus (garden pea), 438 nucleotides long. RefSeq lists its product as uncharacterized. The coding region runs from base 1 to 438 and encodes 145 amino acids. The transcript has a single exon. The record is from RefSeq and is a predicted model, not a curated record. NCBI's taxonomy places the organism in Eukaryota, Viridiplantae, Streptophyta, Magnoliopsida, Fabales, Fabaceae.